AUGGACAAGGUGAUGAGAUUGGCCUCAGAGAAAGGGGUAGUGCUAUUUAGCAAGAGCUCAUGUUGCCUGUGUUAUGUAGUCAAAAAUCUAUUUCAAGAUCAGCUUGGGGUGACCCCUACGAUUUAUGAGAUCGACCAAGACCCCGACGGCAGGGAAAUGGAGAAAGCACUCAUGAGGUUGGGGUGUAACGCGCCUGUUCCAGCUGUUUUCAUUGGUGGAAAGCUGGUAGGCUCCACCAAUGAAGUCAUGUCCCUCCAUCUAGGUGGAGGGCUGAUACCUUUGCUGAAGCCUUAUCAGGCUUUACGUUGAAUUAAGUACUUCAAUAUCACACUGAAAGAAUAAAAUUGGCUCAAAUCAGUAGUCCCUAGUGAGCUGUGUGUUGUGUAGUCUGUGUAGCUUUCUAUGUCUCGUGCUCCGUAGCUAUGGAUUAGUUUCCAG
Messenger RNA from Durio zibethinus, 438 nucleotides. The record is from RefSeq and is a predicted model, not a curated record. NCBI's taxonomy places the organism in Eukaryota, Viridiplantae, Streptophyta, Magnoliopsida, Malvales, Malvaceae.